CCCCGACGGCCUCUCCGCACAGCCUGGGCCCCUGAUCGGUCUCUAAAGCGCACUCUGUUUCAUUUCAGAAAUCGAAACUUAGAAUGAUUUGGCCAGUGAGAACCUCCUCAACUCAGUGGGCCUUGAGAACUCUGUCUUGAGCAGUCCACCUUGGUCUAUCAAGGGAAUCAUGGCAGCUGAUGGAGGUAACAAAACACAAGUUCUUAAGGAGCAUGGAGAUGAAAAAUUUUCCAAAGAUGAACAAAAAGAGAGAUUAAUUCAUAAAAUUGUAAAGGAAAAUACUCAGUUAAAGGAGGAAAUCCAAAAGCUUGAAGCUGAGUUAGAAGAGGCCGCCAGAAACUUCCAGAUUAAAGUGGAUAUUCCCACAAUACAGAUGAAAUUCACAUCCUCAGAGAAUCCUGAGAAGGACAGCCAGUUUUUUAACACCUCUUGUUUAUUUCAAGUGAGCUCCCAAGUUUUUUAUGAGCUACGAAGAGGACAAGCCCUUAUCACAUUUGAAAAAGAAGAAGUUGCCCAAAAUGUGAUCAGGAUGGGGAAACAUCAUGUGCAGAUAGAGGACUUGGAGGUGGAGGUGACGGCCAACCCCGUUUCAUUAAACUCUGGAGUCAGAUUCCAGGUUCCCAUAGAUGUGUCUAAAAUGAAGAUCAAUGUUACUGAAAUUCCUGAUGAGUUGCCUGAAAAUCAGAUGAGAGACAAGCUAGAACUGAGCUUCACUAAGUCCCAAAACAGAGGCGGACAAGUGGAGUGUGUGGAGUAUGACAAGCAGUCCCGGAGCGCCGUCAUCACAUUUGUGGAAAUGGGAGUUGCUGACAAGAUUUUGAAAAAGAAAGACUAUCCUCUUUAUAUAAAUCACUUGAGAAAUUUUCAGGUAUUUUCAGGAAUAUCUGAGAGGACAGUGCUUCUGACUGGAAUGGAAGACCUUCAGACGAUGGAUGAAGAGAUUGUAGAGGAUUUACUUAACAUUCACUUUCAACGGGAGAAUGGAGGUAGAGAAGUAGAUGUAGUUAAGUCUCUAGGUGAAGCCCACAUAGCAUACUUUGAAGAAGAGGCUCAUGGAAUCAUAUGAAAAUUAGAGCUACUGGGUCCAAAUCAUUAUCAGUGUUUGACAAAAAUGAGUAUCUGUUUUCCUGAAAAAAAAAGACACUUUAAAAUUUUUUAGUGUCCAUUUAUUCUUAGAUACAAAAUAA
Molecule: messenger RNA, 1187 nt
Organism: Manis javanica (Malayan pangolin)
Lineage: Eukaryota; Metazoa; Chordata; Mammalia; Pholidota; Manidae
Source: RefSeq, a predicted model, not a curated record